AUGGACAAGCUCACAGAAGCAUCCGCAUCUGCGCUCCAGCAGGCCAUCGAGCUCGCCAAGGACAACGCGCACCCGCAAGUCGCACCCGUGCACCUCUUCUCCGCCCUUCUCUCGCCAACAACGAGCGCCACGGGCCAGACGAGCCAGACCCUGCUCCACUCGAUCCUCAACAAGGCCGGCGCACAACCUGAAAUCGUCCAGCGCGGCCUCGCCAAGUACAUCGUCCGCCUCCCGUCGCAAGAACCGCCUCCCGACGAUGUCACCCUCACGCCCGCCUGCGCCAAGGUCAUCAAGCAGGCCGAGCAGAUCAUGAAGGACAAGAACGACUCGUUCAUCGCCCAGGACCACCUCAUCCUCGCGUGCAGCCAGGACCCGUCCAUCGUCGCCAUCCUCAAGGACGCCGGCACCACGCCCGACGCCGUCAAGCGCGCCGCCGCCGCCGUCCGGGGUGGCAAGAAGGUGGAUUCCCGCGGUUCGGAAGAAGGGUUCGAGGCGUUGAAGAAGUACGCCAAGGACCUGACGGCCGAGGCGGAAGCUGGACGGCUCGACCCAGUCAUCGGCCGCGACGACGUGAUCCGCCGCUGCAUCCGCAUCCUGUCGCGUCGCACCAAGAACAACCCGGUCCUGAUCGGCGAGCCGGGCGUCGGCAAGACGGCUGUCGCUGAGGGCCUCGCGCAGCGCAUCGUCGACCGCGACGUGCCGCCCAACCUCCUCGGCCGCCUGUGGAGCCUCGACGUUGGCGCUCUCAUGGCGGGCGCCUCCUACAAGGGCCAGUACGAGGAGCGCAUCAAGUCGGUCAUUGACGAGUGCGAGAAGGCCGAGUCGGGCGUCAUCCUGUUCAUCGACGAGGUCCACCUCCUCAUGGCCGGCCAAGGCUCGUCGGGCGGCGGCAUGGACGCGGCCAACCUCCUCAAGCCCGCCAUGGCGCGCGGCAAGAUCCGCAUCAUCGCCGCGACGACCCUGAGCGAGUACCGCCAGUACAUCGAGAAGGACGCCGCGUUCGAGCGUCGGUUCCAGCAGGUCAUCGUCAACGAGCCGUCGGCCGCCGAGACCAUCUCGAUCCUGCGCGGCAUCAAGGAGAAGUACGAGGUCCACCACGGCGUCACCAUCCUCGACUCGGCCCUCGUCGCCGCCGCGACGCUCGCCCACCGCUACCUCACCUCGCGCCGCCUCCCGGACUCGGCCAUCGACUGCAUCGACGAGGCGUGCUCGGCCGUGCGCAUCGCGCGCGAGUCGGCGCCCGAGGACGUCGACCGGCUCGAGCGCGCCAAGCUCCAGCUCGAGAUUGAGCUGCACGCGCUCCAGGGCGAGCUCGCGCGCGACAAGAAGGACGAGGUGUCCAAGGCCAAGAUCGAGGAGUGCAAGCAGGCCAUUGCCAAGAUUGACGACGAGCUCGCGCCCAUCAAGGCGCGCUUCGAGGCCGAGAAGGCCAAGACGGAGGAGCUCAACCGCGUCCGCAAGCGCAUCGACGAGCUCACGGCCAAGGCUGCCGACGCCGAGCGCAAGUACGACCUCGCGACCGCUGCCGACCUGCGGCACUACGCGAUCCCCGAGCUCAACAACCGCCUCGUCAAGCUCGAGGACGAGAAGAAGGCCGAGGAGCGCCAGUUGCGCGCCGAGGGCGGCGAGGCGCUCGCCGGCGACACGGUCACGCCCGAGGCCAUCCAGGCCGUCGUCUCGCAGUGGUCGGGCAUCCCCGUGUCCAACAUGAAGACGACCGAGAAGCAGAAGCUCCUGCGCAUGGAGAAGUCGCUCCGCAAGGAGGUCGUCGGCCAGGACGAGGCCGUCUCGGCCGUCGCCGACGCCAUCCGCCUCAACCGCUCGGGCCUGUCGAACCAGGACCGGCCCAUCGCGAGCUUCCUCUUUGUCGGUCCGACCGGCACGGGCAAGACGCUCCUCGCCAAGGCGCUCGCCAAGUUCCUGUUCGACUCGAGCGACGCCAUGCUGCGCAUCGACGCGUCCGAGUACAGCGAGAAGCACGCGAUCUCGAGGCUCAUCGGCUCGCCUCCUGGCUACGUCGGCCACGAGUCGGGCGGCCAGCUCACCGAGUACAUCCGCCGCAAGCCGUACAGCGUCGUCCUCAUCGACGAGAUCGAGAAGGCCGCGCGCGAGUUCCACCAGUUGUUCCUCCAGGUCCUCGACGACGGCCGCCUCACUGACUCGCAGGGUCGCGUCGUCAACUUCAAGAACACGGUCAUCAUCAUGACGUCCAACAUCGGCGCCUCGUACCUCAACGAGCUGCCGGACGAGGUCGACACGAUCCCGCCGGCCACGCGCGAGCUCGUCCACUCGGCGCUGCGCACGGCGCUCCCGAUCGAGUUUGUCAACCGCGUCGACUCGAUCAUCCUGUACGAGCGCCUGUCGCGCAAGAACGUGCGCAACAUUGUCGACAUCCGCAUUGGCGAGGUGCAGCAGCGCCUGCGCAAGAACGGGCGCGACAUCAAGCUCGACCCGACGCCGGCCGCGCUCGACUUCCUCGCGUCGGUCGGGUACCACCCGCUGUUCGGCGCGCGGCCGCUCAACCGGUCCAUCCAGACCGAGCUCCUCAACCCCUUGUCGCGCUUCAUCCUCAACGAGUCGAUCCGCGACGGCGAGACGGCGCGCAUCGACUUUGACGCAAAGGCCAACCGGCUCGUCGUCGUCCCCAACCACGAGCCAAGCGUCCCCAUGGACGAGGACGACGACGACACGGACGAGGACAUGGCGGACGGUGACGUCGAGGUGGAGGAGCUGGACUGA
Rhodotorula graminis WP1 is the source of this 2739-nucleotide messenger RNA. RefSeq lists its product as uncharacterized. The coding region runs from base 1 to 2739 and encodes 912 amino acids. The transcript has 8 exons. Gene Ontology annotation, cellular component: cytosol; cytoplasm. Lineage: Eukaryota; Fungi; Basidiomycota; Microbotryomycetes; Sporidiobolales; Sporidiobolaceae. Gene Ontology annotation, biological process: cellular response to heat. The record is from RefSeq and is a predicted model, not a curated record. Gene Ontology annotation, molecular function: ATP hydrolysis activity; ATP binding.